Messenger RNA from Pongo pygmaeus (Bornean orangutan), 2545 nucleotides. RefSeq names its product family with sequence similarity 47 member A (gene FAM47A). Lineage: Eukaryota; Metazoa; Chordata; Mammalia; Primates; Hominidae. The record is from RefSeq and is a predicted model, not a curated record. The transcript has a single exon. Bases 67 to 2400 code for a protein of 777 amino acids.
GCGACUAGAGCGGCAGGGAUCAGGAACCUCAGAAGCUGGAGACGCGGCACCCCAGCGAGGGCCACCAUGGGGGACCAGAGGCCGCAGGACCGGCCGAGUUCCCCGGGCAUGGACUCCAAGCCCUGGUACUGUAACAAACGGCCUUCCAAGUGCUUCGCGAAGCACAAGCACAGGCGCCUGAAGUUCCCGCCAAUGGACACCCAGAACUGGGUAUUCGUGAAGGAGGGCAUGGACGACUUCCGCUACGGCUGUCCGUCUCCCGAAGAUACGCUCGUUUGUCGCCGUGACGAGUUUUUACUCCCCAAAAUAUCUCUCAGAGGUCCCCAAGCUGACCCCAAACGCGCGCAGAAAAAGCUGCUUAAGAAAGCGGCCCUGUUUUCCAAGCUCUCUCCAGCCCAGCUAGCACGGAAGGAGUUCGUAGAGGAAGUGGAAGCCCAGCUGAUGGCCAAGCAUCCCUUGGCCAUGUACCCCAAUCUAGGAGAAGAUAUGCCUCCAGAUCUCCUACUACAGGUGCUGAAACAGCUGGACCCCGAGAGGAAGCUGGAGGACGCUUGGGCUCGUUGUGAGGCCCAGGAGAAGACAACCGAGGUACCCACCGAGCCUGGUAAAUAUCCCUGUGGGGAAUUCUGCCCGCGGCCUCCCGAGACUCCGGUGUCCCAACUCCGUCCGCAGCUUCCCAAGACUCCGGUGUCCAGUCUCCGCCCAGAGCUUCCCGAGACUGGAGUGUCCCAUCUAAGCCCGGAGCCUCCCAAGACUCCGGUGUCCAGUCUCCGCCCAGAGCCUCCUGAGACUGGAGUGUCCCACCUCCACCCGGAGCCUCCAGAGACUGGAGUGCCCCAUUUUCGCCCGGGGCCUCCCAUCACUCGUCGGAGAUCCAGUCUCCUACGACAGCUGCUGAAACUGGAUUCUGAGAGGAAGCUGGAAGACGCACGGGCUCCUUGUGAGGGCCGGGAGAAGACAACCGACGAACCCACAGAGCCUGGUAAAUACCCUUGUGGGGAAUUCUGCCCACGGCCUUUCGAGACUCCAGUGUCCCAUCUCCGCCAGGAGCCUCCCAAGACUCCGGUGUCCAGUCUCCGCCCGGAGCCUCCGGAGACUAGAGAGUCCCAUCUCCGCCUAGAGCAUUCCAAGACUCGUCGGGGGUCCAGUCUCCGCUCGGAGCCUUCCGAGACUGGAGUGUCCCAUCUCCGCCUAGUGCCUCCCAAGACUCGUCGGGCGUCCAGUCUCUACUUGGAGCCUUCCGAGACUGGAGUGUCCCAUCUCAGCCCGGAGCUUCCCAAGACUGAAGUGUCUCAUCUCCACCCAGUGCCUCCCAAGACUGGAGUGUGCCAUCUCCGCCUGGAACCUCCCGACACCAGUCAGGUGUCCAAUCUCCUACUAUACAUGCUGAAAGUGUUGGAUUCUGGGAGGACGCUGAAGGACGUAUGGGAUCGUUGUGAGGCCCGGGUGAAGAAAACCGAGGAACCCACCGAGCCUGAUAAAUCCCCUUGUGGAGAACCCUGCCUGCAGCCUCCCGAGACUCAGGUGUCCCAUCCCCACCCGGAACACCCCAAGACACGUCGGAGGUCCAGUCUCCACCCGCAGCCUCCCAAGACUCGUCGGACAUCCAGUCUCCGCUCGGAGCCUCCCAAGACUCAUCGGAGGUCCAGUCUCGGUCUGGAGCCUCCCAAGACUCGUCGAGUGUCCAGUCUCCACCCGGAGCCUCCCAAAUCUCCAGAGUCCCAUCAAUUCUCGGAGCCUCCCAAGAUUCGAGCAUCCUACAUAAAAGAACUGCUUCAGGAAGAUACACCAAGCACCAAAGAGUGCGUUUCUGACUCUCUUCAAUAUAGAUACACAUCGGAAAAACUCCGUGAAUUCUUCAAGUGGGCUGGAGACCUGGGAGCUGAUGAAGAAUCCAUCAGGAAUCUGUUUGACUUUACCCCCAAGUACAGAGCAACCCAUGAGGACCAAAAGGUUAAGAAAGUAAAGGAGUGCUCCUCAGAGCUGAAGUACAGCAUGGAGCUAGAUGAAAAGGAUGAGGACAAAUUCUUCUCACAGGAAAAAUACUGGGGCAGGAAAUUCCACACGCCAUCGAAUUCUUAUACCGCACAGCCUGUGAAGAUGAAGUAUGGAGCAUGGUACCUCAAGCCUAAGUUGUGGAAAAAGCUAAGAAGUGAUGAACCUUUGAUUGACCCCAAGCUCUUACUUAAAAAGCCUGAUGAACCUGACGUUCUUGACGAUCUUUAUGGACCAAUUGCCUUUAAGGAUUUCAUUCUAAGCAAGGGCUAUGAAAUGCCUGGAAUCCUUGAAAGGCUGUUUGCUAGGAAGGGAUGGACUUAUGACUCUGUUAAGACUCCUAUUCAACGUGCAACGAUAUUCUACAAGUACAAAGAAAUCGCAGAGGCAUCGGAAGAAGAUUAGGCGGUUUUCAAUUUACUGCUCAAUUGGGUAUUUCUUGCUCUCAUUUUAAUCAUCAAUCAUAAUUUAUGAUGACUGGCCCUGUGGAUGUACAACGUUGGCAACAUCUGUAAAUUCAAUACCUAAUGUUUAUCAAUAUAUCUUAAUG